Molecule: messenger RNA, 1330 nt
Organism: Hordeum vulgare subsp. vulgare (domesticated barley)
Lineage: Eukaryota; Viridiplantae; Streptophyta; Magnoliopsida; Poales; Poaceae
Product: GTP-binding protein At2g22870
Exons: 4
Coding region: 78-1001 (307 amino acids)
Molecular function (GO): GTP binding
Source: RefSeq, a predicted model, not a curated record
GCCCGUAAACGGCGAGGUAAACCGGCGCCUCCUCAUCCGCCAUUCCGUCGAGCAACUCAGACGCGCCGCCGUUUGCUAUGCUUCUCCGACCUCGCCCCUUCCUCCUGCAGGUCCUCACGCCCCUUCCCUUCUCCCGCGCCCCCCUCGCCGUCCGCCGCACGCUCUCAGCGCCCGCUGCUGCGGCAGCCGGGGCCGCCCCCCGUGGCGAUGCGCCCGCGCCGGCGCGAACCCGCCACAAGAAUUCCCGGAAGGCCGAGCCGCCUAGGGUGCCCGCGAAUACGGCGCUGUUCUUCCCGCCGGGGGUUGAGCGGGACGCGGACGUGACGGCGGAGAUGGUGAUUCCGGGGUCGAACAUCGUGGUGGGGCCGUACGCCGGGGACGCGAGGGUAAAGGAGGCCGAGUUCAUCGGGUGCAGCGCGCACGCGCGGGACUGCCCCAAGGACGACCGCCCCGAGUUUGCCGUCCUCGGCCGCUCCAACGUUGGCAAGUCCUCCCUCAUCAAUUCACUCACCCGCCGCAAGGAAGCCGCACUCACCUCCAAGAAACCUGGGAAGACCCAGACAAUUAAUCACCAUUUGAUAAACAAGAGUUGGUACCUUGUGGAUUUGCCUGGUUACGGGUUUGCAGCUGCGUCCAAGACAGCUCGAAUGGAUUGGUCUUCGUUUACAAAGGGGUAUUUCUUGAACAGGGACAGUUUGGUCGGUGUACUGCUCCUGGUUGAUGCUAGUGUUCCAACUCAACAAAUUGACCUUGACUGUGCAAACUGGCUUGGUCGUAACAAUGUAGGGCUAACCUUUGUGUUCACCAAGUGCGACAAAGUAAAGAAAGGCAAAGGGGGUCGGCCUGAUGAGAACAUCAAAGAGUUCCUGGAAAACAUCGGUUCGCUCUAUCCAAGGCCUCCUCCAUGGAUCAUGACGAGCAGCACCACAGGACUAGGCCGGGAGGGGCUGCUCCUCCAUAUGUCGCAGCUGAGGAACUACUGGGACAAUGAGGCAACCUAGGUCAGGGUUUCUGAUCCUCGAAAAAAAAGGUUCAGGGUUUCUUCAGGCUUGAGAUAGCUGCAGCUAGGAGCAGCAGUAUACUUACAGAAGAGCAGCACAGACAGAUACAUCCUGCCUGACGAACUUCAGUUUCUGCUUUCUAGACCUCGGGGUCGGGUCGUGCUUUGCAUGGACUUGUGGUUCAGUUUUAUUGAUUGGCCUCUUGAUGUAUAGCGGAAGAUGAUUCACGAUACGCAGACUUGAUACAGUAACACUGCACCCCUUUAGGUCCAUGUUUUGUUGAGUAAUAUUUGGCUCACCUGCGGAAGUAAAGUCUCGUCCACUUGUUA